AUGGCGGCGUGGACCUCCGUCGGCCUGGUGGCGGUGGCCGUGCUGGUCGUCGGCAUCGCAAUGCCGGCCUCCGCCGCCGUGCAGCCGCCCGCGCCCGCGCCCUCCAGCGACGGCACGUCGAUUGACCAGGGUAUCGCAUACGUGCUGAUGCUGGUGGCCCUUGUGCUCACCUACCUCAUCCAUCCGCUGGACGCCUCCUCCCCAUACAGGCUCUUCUAA
Molecule: messenger RNA, 219 nt
Organism: Triticum turgidum subsp. durum (durum wheat)
Lineage: Eukaryota; Viridiplantae; Streptophyta; Magnoliopsida; Poales; Poaceae
Source: the annotation of a GenBank genome assembly